Molecule: messenger RNA, 1187 nt
Organism: Ceratotherium simum simum (southern white rhinoceros)
Lineage: Eukaryota; Metazoa; Chordata; Mammalia; Perissodactyla; Rhinocerotidae
Source: RefSeq, a predicted model, not a curated record
CGGACGCAGGCCCCGGGAUCGGCGGUCGGUGGCCUCGGGUCUGUAGGCUGUGGGGAGCGCAGCGUUCUCGGGGGCGCCAUGUCGUUCUGCAGCUUCUUCGGGGGCGAGGUUUUCCAGAACCACUUUGAGCCGGGCAUCUACGUGUGCGCCAAGUGUGGUUACGAGCUCUUCUCCAGCCGCUCAAAGUACGCACACUCAUCCCCAUGGCCGGCCUUCACCGAGACCAUCCACGCUGACAGCGUGGCCAAGCGUCCAGAGCACAAUCGGCCGGGAGCCUUCAAGGCAAAGAAACUUCUGCCUCCCAGGGGCAGUAGGCGGGCAGCCCACACCCACCCCGGAGGGACACUGCACUAUGGCUACACUCUGGCCACCCACCGUGGAACUGGGACUCCAGACGUUCAGACAGGGAAGGGGGGUUGGCUGAAACAUCAGGAAGGCUCCCGAGGCCUUGGCCUGCACAGAUCCUCCUUGGGAAAAACACUGGUUUGCUUGUACCCGCUGCCGGACGGGCCUGCAGGGCCCAGCUGUGGGCUUACCUUAGCUUUCUGCUUAAACUGGAGUCUGAAGCGGUGGCCUCAGGCUGAGCUCGUCUUUGAAUGACUGUGUGCCCCCACCUUCUCUGUCUGGACUCACCCCUGUGGGGCCCAAUUCUGAGAUGGGCUCUGGCCCUCGCCAAAGCUCGCGCCCAUCUCCCUGGGCUGUUCUAGGAGACAGAAUGUAAAUGGAGGCGGCCCCAGUCGGCUGCUCCAGCCCCCGUCACUGCAUGAUUCGCUCUGGUUAAACCCUUCCAGGCAACCAGAGUGGUGACGAUCCGUGACCCGCUGGGGGAGCAGGCUGAGGGGACGGACUCCUGGUCUCAGCUAUGAAAGGAGAAAUCCUGAACCCGUUUCACAAUCUUUGCGGCUGCAGCUUACCUCACUCAGGCUCCGGAAAGCAGCUAUUGCUUCAUUACCUCGACUGCACGAGGCCGGGACCCCGGGGCUCGCAGGCGACGGGUCACACCUUCCCAGGAGACCAUGACUGUGCCUUACUGCACAUGGUCUGAAGCUCUUGCCAUCUGAGAGGGUGGGUGAUGUGAAGGUCCCCCCAUCUUGAUUCCUCUCUGGAGUUAUCAGGAGGCGAUCAAUAAACAAAGAAAGCCCAGGUCUGCUGUCUGUAUUAACAUCGGGGAUGCCCGGCCACCAGCA